UUUUUAAAUGUUGGUUGCAACCUAUUAAAUUGAUUCCGUGACACACUAGUUCAUAACCCUCAGUUUGAACAACUCUGACCUAGAAGGCUGCCAAGUCUUGGGAAAAUAGGAAGGAGACAAAUAAUUAAGUUUGGGACAUGCAUAGUCUAAGGCCUUGGUUCUCAACGUUGGUAGUGCAAGAUCACGUGAGGUACGACUGAACAGAGAUCUCCACAAUUGCGGAGUUGUGCGUGUGCAUGUAUGCACAGACAUCUACAUGGAAAUGGCUGCACAGCAGCUAUAGGGCGUACAAGGGUAUGUAUACUUACAGAGUUAACAACCCCUACGUCAGGGGUUACAUGACAGCCUGGGAAGACGCCCAGGAGGUAGGGACAGGGAGCAAGCGAGCGUGUGGCACCUUGAGGGUGCUCGGCGCGUCUCCAUAAAGCCAACGAGCCCCUCCUCGUCGCUGGCCUCUCCAGGCCCUUGCUGUCUAAUGGUGGAAGCCACAUGACCAGGUGAGAGUGGCCAGCAUAACCGGGCAGCCCCGCGGCUUCCCCUCGGCCGCGCCAGGACGCUCGGCACGCGGCGACUACGGCCCCACAGUGCCCCGCGCGCGCAAGCGCAGGCGGCGGCUCCCAGCCUGCAGCUCGCUGGCUGCUGACCCGGCAGCGGGCCGCCUCAGGCAGCCCCAGCCGGGCCGCCAGGGUUCCGGGCAGCGGGGUAGGAUGGCGCUAAAGCGGAUCCAGAAGGAAUUAACCGACUUGCAGAGGGAUCCUCCUGCCCAGUGUUCUGCGGGACCUGUAGGUGAUGACUUAUUCCACUGGCAGGCCACCAUCAUGGGCCCGAAUGACAGUCCUUACCAAGGAGGUGUUUUCUUCCUGACCAUCCACUUUCCUACAGAUUACCCAUUCAAGCCCCCAAAGGUCGCUUUCACAACCAAAAUUUAUCACCCUAAUAUCAACAGCAAUGGCAGCAUCUGCCUUGAUAUCCUGCGGUCUCAGUGGUCUCCAGCAUUGACUGUGUCAAAAGUUCUCUUGUCCAUCUGCUCACUGCUCUGCGACCCCAACCCCGAUGACCCUCUGGUACCAGAGAUAGCUCACACCUACAAGGCCGACAGAGAAAAGUACAACAGACUAGCAAGAGAGUGGACACAAAAAUAUGCUAUGUAAGUGCCUCGGAGAUUUUACAGGAGACAUUGUCCAAGAGAAGCUAGCAGAGAGGUCUUCCCUUAAAACUUUGGGCUGUUGGCUGAGCCAUUCAAAGAGUGUCAUCUGUUCUUCAAAAAAAUUUGGUCUCCACUCUCUCCAGCUGCAGCAUGUUGGUGCCAUUCUCAGCGGUUAUGGCUUUGACAGUGCCACCUCUUUGCUGCCAAAUCAGCAGCCAUUGUUGUUAUGAUCUGCAGCCUUCCUGGUUACACUGGAAUCUCUCUCUGCCACCCCAGUUUAUCUGCUGGUCUCUUGGGGGGCCAGACCCUGCACGUCUCUCCUACCUGGCCUCAAAUGGUGCUGCUGCCCAUGAUGGUACCAUACCAGGGCCUCAGCCUGGUCCUUUACCACAUACCCUUUGCCUUUUAGAACUCAGUGCCAUCCUGGGUGCCCAAGGCAGAGCAGGCUUUCCUCACACCCGUCUGCUGCAGAACCUGAGGAGUCUCUGCCCAUCCUGGAGGGAAUUGGGAACAGCAUUACUGGGAAGUGAAGGCCUAGCCCUGAGGCUUCCACCAGUCUCCUCCUGCAGUGCCACGUGCUGGCAUUUCUUCCCUCACACCAAGAAGCAGCAAGUGGAAAAUUUCAGGAUACAAAGCACAUAACAUCCCAUAAGAGAUGACUAUGUUUUUAGAAGCAAGAGCAAAAUUAUGAAACCUCUAGAGAUUUGGGUUAUGUUACUCCAUUUGAUGAGGAUUCUCACUACCCCCUGCUCCUCCCACUAGGAGCCUACACUAAGUCCAAGUGUGAGCCAUUCACAGACUAGAACACAAGGAGGGAGAGAGACUCUUAAAUGUAAAUAAAAAUUCACUCAUAAUUCUAAAUGAUAA
This is a messenger RNA of Sapajus apella (tufted capuchin), 2014 nucleotides long. It is a transcript of the gene UBE2D4, whose product is annotated as ubiquitin conjugating enzyme E2 D4 (putative). Gene Ontology annotation, cellular component: nucleus. Gene Ontology annotation, biological process: protein polyubiquitination; ubiquitin-dependent protein catabolic process. The transcript is spliced from 7 exons. The coding region runs from base 708 to 1151 and encodes 147 amino acids. NCBI's taxonomy places the organism in Eukaryota, Metazoa, Chordata, Mammalia, Primates, Cebidae. The record is from RefSeq and is a predicted model, not a curated record. Gene Ontology annotation, molecular function: ubiquitin conjugating enzyme activity.